AUGCAGAAUGAUGUGAAAUGGUUGAAAGAAUUGGUCAUGCCCGAGUUCGAUGCAGAUUUAACCGAUCGUCAGAAAGAUAUGCUUACCCAAGUUGUUGAGACAUUUCUGUCAUUGUGGACGGAGCAGCUAAGCGUACACGACAUGUCAGAUGCAUUCCGAGCAGAGCUGUACGAUUUGAACUGGAUUGAUGCAAUGAAGCAGAGCUGCGCUGCUCCGCAACUUCUUGCAACUGUUCUGGCAAUGCUUAAGAAUCUGAUCAUCGUAAGGGUUGGUCGAUUUUUAUGUUUUCCUAACAAAAACAGCGUUUAUGAGCAGAAAUUUUCGAUGAGUUAUGAAAUUUUUUCAAAUUCUGAACUCCUAGAGAAAUUCAAAAAAACCUUGGAAAAAUCGGCCUAG
Molecule: messenger RNA, 396 nt
Organism: Gongylonema pulchrum
Lineage: Eukaryota; Metazoa; Nematoda; Chromadorea; Rhabditida; Gongylonematidae
Source: the annotation of a GenBank genome assembly